This is a messenger RNA of Nicotiana tabacum (common tobacco), 842 nucleotides long. The record is from RefSeq and is a predicted model, not a curated record. Lineage: Eukaryota; Viridiplantae; Streptophyta; Magnoliopsida; Solanales; Solanaceae.
UGUCAGUGGUUAUGGUAGCUUUUUGAAAAGAGGAACAAUGAGAACAAAAUUGGAAUUUGAGAAACAUAAGGAAGUGACCGGAGGUUUAGGUACUAAAUCAGAGUUAGAAAGAUAUCUUGCUGAAGAUCUUGAGCCUGAAACAGAUGACUUUAAAAUCUUAAAGUGGUGGAAAAUCAAUGAGCCUAGAUUUCCCAUUCUUGCGGAGAUGGCUCGUGAUGUAUUAGCCAUUCCUAUUUCAAGUGUUGCAUCUGAAUGUGCAUUCAGCACGGGAGGUCGCAUUCUUGACUCGUUCAGGAGUUCGUUGACGCCUAAACUGGUGCAAUCUCUUAUUUGUCUUCAAGAUUGGCUUAGAAGUGAACCUAUUCCUAUUAAAGUUGAGGAAGACUUGGAGUAUCUGGAACAACUAGAACUUGAUCUGGCUAAUAGUGCAAAAGAUUCAACUAUUAUUGACAUAUAGUUGCAACAUGUACCAUGUGUGGUUUGAUCAUGGCGCCUAAAUGGAAGUGAUGUUGCAGUAAAUAGACUUCACUUGUUUCAUGCUACUUAAUGUAAUUAUUUCUCUGGUUUUGAGACUUCAGCAGCAUGAAAACUUUCUAACUUUUGGAUUACUCUUUUGGUUAUGUAAUAUGCUUGUACUAAACAAUGGCAACAAAGUAGCAUAGAUUCUAAGUUUUUUGUUCUCUCAUGGCUGUAAGCAGUGGCAGCAAAGCAACAUAGCUCUUUUGGUUUUUUGGUUGUGUAAUGUAGUGCUCUUUUGGUUGUAACUACUAACUACUCCCUACUCCCUAGUUUAUAUUUGUUUUGUAUGAUUGUGGGAUCUUGUAUGGACCAAGUAGAGGUGU